This is a messenger RNA of Lindgomyces ingoldianus, 1555 nucleotides long. RefSeq lists its product as uncharacterized. Lineage: Eukaryota; Fungi; Ascomycota; Dothideomycetes; Pleosporales; Lindgomycetaceae. The transcript is spliced from 2 exons. The record is from RefSeq and is a predicted model, not a curated record. Gene Ontology annotation, biological process: fungal-type cell wall polysaccharide metabolic process. Gene Ontology annotation, cellular component: fungal-type cell wall. The coding region runs from base 398 to 1321 and encodes 307 amino acids.
GUGAUAAGAGGUGCCAGCCUUGGCCAAAAAGACUGGCUGCACAAUAGUUCCUGCGAAUUUUGUGGCAGGCUGAGGUUUGGAAUCUCCUCAUCACCUUGCACUUUUCUCCGUGGAACUCUUGUUCUGGGUUUUCGAUUCCCUAGUGAUGAGAUUGCUACGUUUUUGAACAGAGUCAACGCGUUGACGCUGCCGUUCUUUCGUGUUCUUCAGUGUACUCAACCUUGGGUCGAGCACGAUUUGACAGCCCAACAUUAUAAUAUUUCUAGACCGUUACGUUUCACACUGAGAUCUGUUCGAAAUUCUUUCCGCUACGCUACGAGUCUACUGCUCCCCUUACAAUCCCACAUUUUCGUUCUUUCCAUACCAGUACCCAGUCACUCUGACUACAGAGCAAGCAAUGUGGUUCACAAUCCGCACGAUCACAGCGCUAUCCGCCCUAUUACCCCUCGCCCUCUCUACUUCAUCCCCGAAACGCGGACUCUGCCACGUCCCCUCAUCGGAGCACUCCACCGACGACAAAAUCUGGAUCUCCACCCCCGGCUCAGACCUAAGCUGGUACUACAACUACGGUUACGAGCCCUCAGCCGCCUACACCAACAGCAAGCUAGAAUUCGUGCCUAUGCUCUGGGGCGCCUCCGAAAAGGACGUCGGCACACCCUUCCUGGACUCUGUAACCGCGCAAAUUAAUGGAGGAUCCAAAAUCUCCUACGUCCUCGGUUUUAACGAACCCGACGGUACCACAUUCACAGGCGGAUCCAAUAUCUCUGCUGAUCUCGCAGCCUCGACGUGGAAGAAGCAGAUCGAGCCUCUGAAAAAGCUGAAUGUAUCACUAGGCGCUCCGGCGGUGACGGGCUCGCCGAAUGGGUUUACGUGGUUGGAGAAUUGGCUUAAGGCGUGUGAUGGGGGUUGUAACCCUGAUUUUAUCCCCGUGCACUGGUAUGGAAAUUUUGAGGGUAUGGCGAGCCAUAUUGGACAGGUUAUGGGGACAUAUCCGAAUAUGACUAUAUGGGUGACGGAGUGGGGAUUUCCGAACCAAGAGCUGCGGGUGACGCAGGAGUUUUAUAAUAUUAGCACGCAGUGGUUCGAUCGUAUGGAGAUUAUCACGCACUAUUCGUAUUUCGGCGCGUUUCGAUCCGAUGUCUCGAAUGUAGGGCCAAAUGCCACAAUGUUGACACAGAAAGGGGAGUUGACGGAUAUCGGUUCUUGGUAUCUGGGUGGCGUGGCGACGAAUAAUAUCCCUAAGAGUGAUGCGGGACAGAUUGCAAGAUUCGCAGGUUGGAGCCUUGUCGUUCUGGCUGCGAGUGUGUGGAUAAUGUUGUAGUAAGAAUGGCGGACAUUUAGGCGACACGAUGUCAUAGAGGAUUUGGCUUGGUAAAGGAGUUAGUGGGCUAGUACGUAUGGAGCAUCCUUGGGCAUUGAUGCUUACGGGCUAGGGGAAAGAGGCAUUGGAAUAGAUGAUGCUUCUAGGUAAGCUUUAAUUCUACUGCUACACGACAUCUGCCUCAACCAAGAGCCUUCAUUCUUAGUUCACACCCAGUCUAUUCAUAGAACAAAC